ACUCGACUUUAAAAGUACAAUUCUUUACCAGAUUCGCAAAUCAUUGCAUUUCUUUAGUGACAAGAUUACAUUUUUGCAUUAUGAAAUGCUGCAAUAAUUAAAAGUAGUUUUCUUGUGCACAUUGUAAGUUUGUGAACAAUGCUGUCUGAAAAUAGUUGGAUCGCAGUGUUGUUAUUCAUUUUUCUUGCUGGAGUAAGCCAAGUCUAUGGGACAGACAUUGGUUACCACUGUCAGAGUGAAUUGGAAUGUCAGACAGGGAAUGGUGGACUCUACUCGAGAUGUAACAGCUUAUCUUCAGUUUGUGUGUGCACGCACGAUUAUUUAGGUAAUGAAAAUAAAGCAGGACUGAACAAAGAUGAUUCAAAGUGUAAACACAUCAACGAAUGUAAUAGAAUCAAGGGAUGUAAUAUUUCAUGCAUACAAGAAGAUGAAGACGAUCUUGGCUGCCAGACUGUCAUUUUCUGCAGCAGUAAAGCAAAUUGUACAGUUGGAUGUGCUCCGAGAGAACUGUGGAUGUGGGAUGCUAACAAAGACUGGUAUUGGACGAUUCCGAAGCCGUUAGUAUCCGACUUCAUACCCGAGAAAAAGACUUCAGUAUGCUAUGACCCCGACAGAGCUGUGCACAGUUUCCCUGAAGGAAUGGUUAUUAAGACAUCUGAUAUACCUGGAGCAGGUCUGGGCGUUUUUACAGAGAAAUUCCUGGAACGCGGUACACUGAUUGGUCCGUAUAAAGGAAUUAGGGUGUAUGACGGAAACUUUAAUGAAGAUUGGAGUUGGACGAUUAAAGCGACGAAUGGUGAAUGGAAGGUUGAUGCCAGGGACAAAUCUUUAUCUAACUGGGUCCGUUACAUAAAUAACCCAAAGCCACAUGGCUCGCAAAAUUUGGCUCCAAUUUGCCAUGAAGGUGAAAUGUACUACUUUGCAUUCAAAUCAAUUCAACCCGGAUCAGAACUGUCGGUAUGGUAUGGCGAUGGGUUUGCUUCGAAACUUGGAAUAAAAAAAGAUAAAAGAAUAAGAUAUGCGUAUGGAAAAGACGGAUUUAUAGGUGGCAGAUGUUUGAGUAAACAGUUUAAGGCGAUGUAUGGUGUAAGAUGUUACAUUGAAAAUGCUGUAUGCAUGACGGUUGUUUGUCUGUGCAAAAAUGGAAGCCAUGCCCGUGGUGGCGAGUGUAUUAACGGUAAGACAAAUGUUUGUGGUAGUGAAAUUGAAUUUAUACAGCUUUAA
This is a messenger RNA of Mercenaria mercenaria, 1224 nucleotides long. RefSeq lists its product as uncharacterized. NCBI's taxonomy places the organism in Eukaryota, Metazoa, Mollusca, Bivalvia, Venerida, Veneridae. Gene Ontology annotation, molecular function: protein binding. The coding region runs from base 139 to 1224 and encodes 361 amino acids. The transcript is spliced from 9 exons. The record is from RefSeq and is a predicted model, not a curated record. Gene Ontology annotation, cellular component: nucleus.